Suillus fuscotomentosus is the source of this 1236-nucleotide messenger RNA. RefSeq lists its product as uncharacterized. The coding region runs from base 1 to 1236 and encodes 411 amino acids. The transcript has 5 exons. The record is from RefSeq and is a predicted model, not a curated record. NCBI's taxonomy places the organism in Eukaryota, Fungi, Basidiomycota, Agaricomycetes, Boletales, Suillaceae.
AUGUCAUACUCAAUAUGUUCUCCUCACGCACUCAAAGUCCUGCAACUUCAAGUUCAGCAUUUGCACAAAGAAAAUUGUGCCCUUAAAGAGAACAACAAGGUCCUCCUUGCUGAGAAGCCCAAACAGAAGCAGCAUGUAGAAGCACCUGACAAACUUGUUGCUCAUGAGCAGACCAUCUCACUGUAUGCUCAUAAAUACAGCAUGACAGUGGAGAUGUUUCUAGACAAUGACCUUAUCACCAAGAAGUGCCCAGAUUCACCUACAUUGUUCAAUAGCAACGACCAUUACAAGACCACUUUGACCCAAGAAUCCGCUUUCUUGGAUGAACUAUAUGCUCAUUUCCCAGAACAUGUCCAUCAAGCCAUGCAAAGUGUCAAUAAGUGCAUCAGUGAUGCUUGUUCUAACAAGAUCAAAAAAUUAUGUGGUGUCACGGGAGAUAUAUUUGACCUUCCAGCGAAAUACUUUGCCAAUCCCAGUCACAACAGAGCCAGCAUCGUCAAAAUCCAAAAGAUGCUUGGAGUGUCUGGCAAGAUGCAGACUUAUAAAAUAUUUCCGCAUCUCUUGUUCCCAGGUCUGCAAGAAGACGCGACCCUGAAGACUGUUUUCGGCAAUUGGAUACUUUUUGCUAAGAUUCUGAGAGCCUUGCUACAUGGUGUCACCUUGCUUCAUCAAGAACCUUGUGGUGGAUUGAAGACUAAUGCUCAGAAGUGGAACUUUCAACAAGUCACGCCAGGGUCUAUUGCCUGGGCAGCAGUUAUGGCAAUCUUUCUACUCUCACCCGACACGGAGUUUCUGGGUUCAGGAGUGGGGAAAUUGUCAACCAUUAACUACAGAGACCUGUUCUUUCAAUACAAGAAGCUGCUUGUUAUGAAGUGGGACAUGAGACACAUCAAGAACAUUGUGACCAGUAUCGACAACCACAUUUUUGGCACUGCGAAAUUGUCUACCUUUCAUCUCGCCGGUGACAGCAAAGCAGACGAGGCUCCACUGGCCUCAUCAGCAAUCUCAGCGGUCUCAUCAGCAGCACCUGACAGUCAAAUCAUCAUCCAGCAUGAAGAACAAGGAUCAGUAUCUCAAGCUGCUGCUCGUACUAAUGUCGAAGUGGUAGCUGGCAAUGUAGAUGACUUAGAAGCCUGUGAUAUCGGUUCAGAUAUAGGCAGGGGUCAAGGGAAGGCAAAGAGGGGGAAGAGGCCAAUAGCUGAGGGCGCUCGUCAUGGUCGUUCCUGUAAAAUGUAG